Molecule: messenger RNA, 4166 nt
Organism: Esox lucius (northern pike)
Lineage: Eukaryota; Metazoa; Chordata; Actinopteri; Esociformes; Esocidae
Gene: paqr7a
Product: progestin and adipoQ receptor family member VII, a
Exons: 4
Coding region: 401-1606 (401 amino acids)
Biological process (GO): response to steroid hormone
Cellular component (GO): plasma membrane
Molecular function (GO): steroid binding; nuclear steroid receptor activity
Source: RefSeq, a predicted model, not a curated record
AACCAAGUUAAGCAUACAUUAUUUGCCCUCUCCUCUGCCGCUAACGACCGCCUUCUUCUUUGCCAUUGGACACCUCAUGUUAGCAGAGGAGACAGAUAAACUGAAUGUAUCGGAGUGGUUAACAAUGCUGUCACCAGUCAGGAAGGCGUGACUGACCGUUGACUAUCGGAGGCGAUCGGAUGGGCACAGGGAGGGACCGGGAGGGACCGAGACCGUCGGACGAUCAUCUGAAGGUGAAAGAUCCUGCCUAGGGUCCCGCUGCCGCCUGAUGUACCAGAGGCGAAAGUAGGCCAGUCACAAACCUGAAGAGGAAAAAGACACAUGCGUUUGACUGACCUCCCCAGGCUCGUCCUGCGUUGGCAGGAUUUUACCCAGGAACUGGGAGCAGCGGAUAAGCCCUAUGAUUUAUGAAGAGUUCCAUCUCAGUUCAGCCUGGAGGGGAGUAUGCUGUGGCAUAGUUGCCAGUGUCCUAAAGCAGUCCAGCAACAACAACUGUUCAACCAUCCACCAGACCGUCAUGGCAACUAUCGACAUGGACAGGAUUGGGCGUCUGUUCAUCAACCUCCAGCAGGUGAAGUCAGUUCCCCAGAUGCUGACAGAGGCUGCCCCCUCCAUGCCUGGAACACUAAGGGACACUGACGUCCCAGGGUUCUUCAGAGAGCUGCAUAUCCAUGCCGGUUACCGACCUCUUCACCAGGGCUGGCGGUACUACUUCCUGUCGCUGUUCCAGCGUCACAACGAGACCAUCAACGUGUGGUCCCACCUGCUGGGGUCUCUCCUGGUCCUGGUCAAGUUCCUCCAGCUGGCCGAGACGGUAGACUUUGUGCAAGACACCCACGCCUGGCCCCUCCUCAUUCUCCUCCUGUCCUCCAUGGUCUACACAGCCUGCAGCACCGUAGCACACCUUCUGGCCGCCAAGUCUGAGUUCCACCACUACUGCUUCUACUUCCUGGAUUACAUCGGCGUGGCCCAGUAUCAGUACGGCAGUGCUGUGGCCCACUUCUACUACGCCGUGGAGCCGGACUACCACAGCUGGGUCUCCUCUGUCUUCAUGCCCACCGCCACGCUUCUCUGUUGCCUGUCAUGUCUGGGCUGCUGCUACGGGAAGUACUGGAACUACAGCCAGCGGGUCUGGGUCCGGAAGGUGGGUCAGGUAGUUCCCUCAGCUUUGGCCUAUGCUUGGGACACCAGCCCGGUGUUCCACCGCCUCCUCCUCUGGUUCCUCUGGCCCACAUUGCACAGCGAGGAUGGUGACCCAGCUAUAUCCUUCCAUGGGGGCCAAGUAGCCUUCUUCCUGUCAAGUGCGUUCUUCUUCACCAUCCCGCUCCCAGAACGUCUGUUUCCAGGCCACUGUGACUUUCUGGGGCAGGGCCACCAGCUGUUCCAUGUCUUGCUAGUGCUCUGUACCCUCUGUCAGAUCCAGGCCUCUUACGUGGACUAUCUUGGCCGACGGCCACUUUACACACAGCUACACGGAGAGGGAGGAGCAGCUGCCACAGUGUACCUGGUACAGUACGGGGCCACGGUGCUGACCUGUGUUUUCAUAGCAGUCUUCAUGGCGAAGAAGGUGAAGUGUUUGCUCGACUGCAGGGACAAGUGCAAAUGAGCUGGGUAGAAGACUAUGUUUUACAAACACUAAAGGUAAAAUACAAGAUGUUUAAAUGUGACCUGUCCCCAAACACACAGCAUUUUAUAUAUAAACAAAUAAUAUUGUAUAUCAGUCAUAGUAUUAGCCAUUAUUGACAGGGACCAUAGACCAAUUAGGGUGCCUUAUUGAGUGCCUUGUUCAAGGGCAGAUUGACAGAUCACCAGUCAACCUUUUGUUUGUUGUCAACACCUCACUUCCUAGCGCACAAAACUGGUUUAAAUGCAUCAAGGUUUUUACCGACAAAUCUUUACUCGGUUUAGCCCACUGGGUUGGUACCAAAGAGUGGCCUUGGUCAACUCAACACACACUGCCUUCCUUACCUGCUGAAGUUUAUUUCUGACAUGGCAAUCUAUUUUAUAAUUAUCUUUCCCUACAGAACUGGUGCUAUUGUCGAUAAGGGAAAGUAUUCCCGUAGAAGUGUAACGAACAAUCUCAUUGCUUCUGUUGCACUUUUAGAUAUUUCUAUUUCCAAGAAACAUUGUGAUCUGAAAGUCCUUAUCAGCACUUAUUAAGUGAAGUUAAUUGAGUCCUUCAGAGUUCAUGAUCUUAAAUGAAAAGUUUACCAACAGUGUCCUUACUUUUAAAGUAAUGUUGUGUUAAAAAGGGACGCUUGCUGUGUAGUGGGUGUGAUUUUAAAUGUAUAACAAUAAUGUAAAUUCUAUUUUUAGAGGUUGAGCCUUCACAUUUUAGCUGGUCAAGCUAUCCAUUUAGAAAAUUGCCUUUUUCAACUAUAACACAAUAUUAACUGCAUAUAAUGUAGUUGCACUCGACCAGUUGUUGAGAAAGUAUUAAUGAAUCUUUCAUGUAAACAAUGUCAGGUUAGACAUGUACGUUGACAAAUGGUAUAUGUUUUAUAGUAAACACAUUGUGGAAAGUCACCGUAUUAUGUCAACAUGCUGGAUUGUGCUUCUAUUGUGCCUUUAGAGUGAGUUUUGUUUACCUUUUACCUAAUGGGAUAUGAGGAAGCCUAUUAAUAGCCUGGUCCUAGAUGUGUUUAUGCUGUGAGCAUAUGAGUUGGCAAGACAGCACAAAAUGAUCUGUAAACAGGCCAGCCUAUCACUGAAUAAAGCCUCAAAGAGAAUAGGAAUGUUGAUAACCAGUAUAGUGUUUUCAGUAUUUGUGAUGGGAGGGGAACUGAAGCUAACACAAUUCUUUCCAUUGAUGUAUUUUUUUCCUUUGGCUGUACCAGUUGAGAUUAUUGUCUGGAAUAUAUCUACUCAUAUUUGCGUUCAGGAUAGCAAAGGUCCUAACCUUUAGCGUACCGAGUUUUGAAAGCAGCUACUGUUUCAUACUGAUAAUUUUGAAUGGACUUGGUCGUGUCAAAUUAUGUAUGUGAUGAUCGUGAUCAUAUGGUAUGCAUAGUUUAUUGACUUAAGAGACAAUGAGGUGAAAUCAAGGUGAAGAAAACACCCUUUAUACAUUGCAGUACAUACCAAUCUCUAUUGGCUCUCAGCCGCUGUAAACAUUACGACAAGCAGUAACUCCAACAACAAUAUAUUCCGUAAGAAUCCCCCAAAAUGCUUUGGGUUAAGAAAUAGUGAAGAAAUGGUAAUUACACCGUUAUGUUAAAGAUGGGAGGCAGUCUUUCUGCCACCAUGAUGUAUUCCCAUCCAUGCCUGACAUCUGGGGGUCUUAUCCUAAAAAUGUAGAGCAAGAUGGAAUUGGGCCAAAAUGUUAUCUGCAAUGAAACAACAGUUUUCUGUUGCAAAAAAAGUAGAAUGCAUUACAAACAGUGGAAUACUUUUUUUUUUACCUUACCUUUUGCCAAAAAAAUUUUAAAUAGUGUUGUUUAUAAGGAAUGCAUGGCAAAUUGAGUAAUUACACACACAAACACAUAUAUUUCACCGAGUAGGCCUUUCCUUACAGAAACAUUGAUCCAAUAGGAUCUCACUAGCUUGUGCAUUGCUCUGCCCGCCUCUUUCCCUGGUUCUGCCUACUCCUUGAUUUAUGCCUUACUAGCCUCCCUUUGGAAAUAACAGCUUUGUUUAUUUUUGUUUAGUUGAAAUAGUUGAUGUAAUGGUGGCACUUCCACCACGUUACUUUCAAAGCUGGUCCCAGUCGCUGUUUGUUUGUAUAUUUCACACUGAUUGAGGUACCGGGUACUUCCAAGUAAUUCCUGUGCCAAGGCUGUAUUGGCUUUUAGUAAUUCAUUUGGAUCCCCAUUUGUUUCUGACAAAGCAUGUUAUGUUAUUGUUUUAUUCAUCAUAACUGAGUAUUAUUAUGACACAUGUAACUUAACCCAUUUUUAAAUCUAUCACAUUUGUAAAACAUCUGUCUUUCCUCCAUCAAUGAAAAUGUAAGGAAGGUUGCUGUUAUAUUGCUACCACAGUACUGCUUAAUUUGCAUGUCUAACAAAUUCAGCAGAGGGCAGAGCUGGUCAAAUCAAAGCCCUUAGUUGAAUUUGAUUUGAUUCUCAAACAUGUGGAUAGGUCGCAUUGACAUCUAUACUCCAUGUUCUAAGGCUAGUUGAUGUUUUUCCUGUUUUAUCACAACAAUUAAUAAAACAUUUGAAGCUUCA